Patiria miniata (bat star) is the source of this 1017-nucleotide messenger RNA. Its product is annotated as hydroxysteroid dehydrogenase-like protein 2. Lineage: Eukaryota; Metazoa; Echinodermata; Asteroidea; Valvatida; Asterinidae. The transcript is spliced from 5 exons. Bases 423 to 818 code for a protein of 131 amino acids. Gene Ontology annotation, cellular component: cytosol. The record is from RefSeq and is a predicted model, not a curated record.
GAUAGUUCCCCCGUCCGUGACCCAAAACCUGGACACAGUAUUGGUCUAACUAUUCACGACGUGUGUCUUCUAUUUUUAUAAGGGAUGUCAAAAACGGGCGCACGUGGUCCUUUUAAAAAUAGAUUUGUUUCCGUUAAUGAGAACCAAGCCAGAUGUAGACCGUGCUUAUCUCGAUGAAGGUUUUCUAUAAUUAUCUUGAACCUACGGUCACGUUGAGUCCAUGACCUUCAAUAAGAACAAAAACAGAGCUCUGCUCUAUAAAAGGGUCCACGAGGCCAGGAAUUACGGAGAUUUGUUGAGGAUCAGAUUCAUGAAGUGGUGUGUGUGGGUGUGUGGUUUUUUUUUCCUGUUGCAACAACUGUACGCCUUGGUCUGACACCGUCAAAAUAUCUGCAAGUGUCAUUUCGCGUCUUGUUUAAACCAUGGAGUCCAUUAGCAGUCAUCAGCAGUUGUACUUUCCUUCCGAGACAGAACUUGCGUUUCACAACCUCAGGAACCGAUUACUAAGGGAAGGUGAUAGUAUAACAAGAAGGGUAGACGCCGUGCUAGGCUUCCGAGUCAUAGAUUGUCGUGGUGGCUAUAUCGAGUGUUGGCUGAUAGACUUACGCCAAGGCAGGAGAGUAGUCAGAAGAGCAAACGGGGAGAAAACGGAUAUCAUUUUCCAUAUCAGUGAAAAUGAUUUGAUGGAGCUAUUCACCGGCAGGCAACAACCACAAAAGCUCCUUCUUACAAGACGACUUCGAAUUUCCGGUACCAAAUCGCUGCAGAACAAGAUUCAGUAUCUGAUUCCUGACAAGCGGAGAAAGUCAAGGCUUUGAUUUGGAUUGUGUGUGUAUACUAGUCUGUGUACCUUGCUGGGUGCAUGAUGAUACGGGACUGCUGCUGGAGAGGAUACAGGGCUCCACACAACGCGUACCGGGACUUUCACGUGUCAGAAGAAAAUGCAGUGCCCACUGUCAUUAGCUCCUUCCAUGGAAGUUUUAAGUUAGAAUCAGUUUAAGCGACUAUAUACAGGGU